Zingiber officinale is the source of this 832-nucleotide messenger RNA. RefSeq lists its product as uncharacterized. Bases 103 to 594 code for a protein of 163 amino acids. The record is from RefSeq and is a predicted model, not a curated record. NCBI's taxonomy places the organism in Eukaryota, Viridiplantae, Streptophyta, Magnoliopsida, Zingiberales, Zingiberaceae. The transcript is spliced from 4 exons.
UUUAAGGCUGUUCGUAUCUUAGUUGUAACCCGUCUUGCCGUCGGCCCAUCGAUUUCUUCCAGCGAUAUCGAUCGAACGGCGGCUGGAGAGAGCGAGGGAGAGAUGUCGAGGCCGGCUCGGAGCGACGCCCACUUGCCGCCGGAGGAGGCCGCGAAGGUGGAGGCGGAGACGAGGGACUAUUUUGAGGGGAUCGCGCCGAAGCGCCACACCAAGCCCUCCAGAAGCGACUACUCCGCCGUAUACUCCGACGCACUCCGCUCCUCCGACCCCGAUUCCAUUCCCGAACUUGACAAGCUCCGACAUCUCGAGACCGAUCCCCUGAAACUAGUCUGCGAUGGGCAGGAAGUGGAAGAAGAAUAUGUGGAGACGGAGUAUUACAAGGAUCUCAACGGUAUAGACAAGGAACAUCACACGACAGGGACAGGUUUCAUCAAAGUAGAAAUGAAAAAUACUGGCAGUUUUGUCCUAGGACAAGCACCUGAUGCAUCAGACUUCCAGGCACCUUUCAAGGGGAAUCCGGCUACAAAUGAAUGGAUUCCCUCUGCAGACAUAAUUAUUCCUGCUUCAAACAAGCCCAAGAGGAGCGACAUUUAACAUGUUCAUCCAUGGAUUGGUUCUGCCUAUGCAAUCAGCAAUUGCCUUACUACAAAGUAUCAGUAGAAUAAACUCUAGCGUGCUAGUUGUGUGGUAAUGUUUUAAGAUGUAUAUCUAAUCGUUUGUUUCCUUAUGGUGUGUUUGCUGGGGCAUCAUUUGAAGGCUAUUGUAAAAUGAAACAAAGAAGAUUAAAUGGGAAAGAAAUACCUGCCUAUAGUAAAAUAUGAUAUUGAUCUAA